Lottia gigantea (owl limpet) is the source of this 555-nucleotide messenger RNA. RefSeq lists its product as hypothetical. NCBI's taxonomy places the organism in Eukaryota, Metazoa, Mollusca, Gastropoda, Lottiidae. The record is from RefSeq and is a predicted model, not a curated record. Gene Ontology annotation, biological process: regulation of transcription by RNA polymerase II. The transcript has 3 exons. Bases 1 to 555 code for a protein of 184 amino acids. Gene Ontology annotation, molecular function: RNA polymerase II cis-regulatory region sequence-specific DNA binding; DNA-binding transcription factor activity, RNA polymerase II-specific.
AUGAUUUGUGUAGAUUAUUUGUCCCUUCCAGAUACAGUUGGUAAUUCAACAGAAAGUACAACAGUGGAUGGUAUUAACCUUGAUGAAAUUAAAGAGUUUGCUCGUCAGUUUAAAAUAAGACGACUGUCUCUUGGCUUAACUCAGACACAAGUUGGUCAGGCAUUAAGUGCUACAGAAGGUCCUGCUUAUAGUCAGUCGGCCAUUUGUAGAUUUGAAAAAUUAGACAUUACUCCUAAAAGUGCACAAAAAAUUAAACCGGUAUUAGAGAGAUGGAUGAUGGAAGCUGAAGAACGGUAUAAAAAUGGUGUUGACAAUCUUACAGAUUUUAUCGGUAGUGAACCUAGUAAAAAACGCAAAAGACGCACAUCUUUUACCCCACAGGCACUUGAUGUACUUAAUCAAUAUUUUGAAAGAAAUACUCAUCCCUCAGGUGCUGAAAUGACAGAUUUAUCAGAGAAGUUAAAUUAUGAUCGCGAGGUGAUUCGAGUUUGGUUCUGUAAUAAAAGACAAGCAUUAAAAAACACAAUAAAAAAAUUAAAACAUGACACUCCCUGA